AUGCUCAGCACUUCGGCCAGCCACUCGCACUUUUCGUUCAACCGAAAUGGCGAUGCUGCACACCAGUCUUCAAACUCCUACGACUUUCUUCCCUCCGUCAGCUUCGACGACCUCCACUCCAGCAUUCAAUCCUCGUCCUCCGAUUUCAAACUCGCACAGUUUCCCUCGCCCACCGGAACUGGGAGCAUCCUAGAUUCCAAAGGCAAGGUCGUCGCCAAGCCGUCAGACAAGAUGAGCUCGGUGCACGCUGCCAACGCAAGCAAUCGAGCCUACAUUCCCUCAUCGGCAUCGGCCACGACGAUAACAACGCGCCCUGCACGCUCGAGCUCUAUAAUAGGCAAACCAAGUACCUCCACUCGACAGCCUAGCACGUCGUCUAUUGCUUCCUCAUGGUCCGCCUCUGGAGAUGGCCUCACAGCGCCUGCCCCAGUCCGCCCCCGUCGCCAGAGCCAGUACCCGCCCGUAUCCAACGUCACGGCAGCGGCCAAGCCCCCGCGAAAGUCGAUGGGCCCUGGAAUCUUGGUUGAUUCAGACACGUAUUCGAGUGCUCAGCGUCGCCGGCCCAGCAUCAUCUCUGAUCGUGGUGGCUCCGAUUCAACCAGGGCUUCGAUCGAUGGCUCAGACGCAACGAGGCCUUUCAACGCGUCUCGAGCUGCCAAGGCCAAAUCUGUGCAGCCUCCCCCGCGUGUCGCCCAGCCGGGCCUCAGUGCCUACGGUGUAGAGUCGAAUCGUCUUUCGCUGGCUGCUCGCUCACCACGUCUCAACGCCAACAAUCGCGCUGGUCUCAACACGUCCUCGGCUGCCAACAAAAGAGCCUCCAUGAUGCCCGGUACAGGUCAUUCAGCGCACGCAAGUGGCCUUGGGGCGAGGACUAUCAGUCCAACUGACACGCGUCGUAUGAAGCGAAUGUCCAUGAUGCCUCCGCCGCCCCAGCCAUUGAACCACGCCGGCAACAUACAGCCCCCACCUCCGGUAUCGAUGGACAAUAGAUCAGCCUCUAGGUCUCCUUCCCUCAAUCCGAGAAAACCGUCACUCACGCCUUCGUCCGCUCGUACAACCCCCGAUCAUAGUCGAAAAUCCCAUACCUCUGGCCUCUCCGUUGGCUCUACUGGCAGCUUCACCUUUGGUCAUCAAACAUCAGCAAAUGCAACGCAGGCACGCGGGCAACCGCAGGCUUCGGGCUCACGGCUACCGGCACCCAAAACCGGUCACAGCUCCCAUACCAGCUCCAGCCAGAAUGAGGAAGAUGAGGAUGUCCCUCCCGUACCAGCUAUUCCUAAGGUAUACGAAUCACCCAAAGAUAACGCGCCUGCUGGCCCAUACUUCCUCGAUAAGAAGCGCUCUGCUCUCAGUUCUGUGGAAACUUUGAGUAUUCACAGCAACUCAACCGGCAGCAUUUCGCUACCUGCUCCGCCCGAGCCUGCAAAGCCCAAGCGUCGUCCAAGUGCUAGAAAGAGCACAAUGGCCACAUCUGGCAAAGAAGAGAAGCAGACUGGUCAAUCGAGGAGGCAUCUACAGCCAUUAACUCUGCCACCUCUGAAUCUCGCUCCGUUGAGUAUCCCGACCGCCGCAAAAGUAGCCGCCCUGCAAGAUCAGCCUGCCAAAGAGCCUCGGUCUAGUCCGCCGCCAACUCGACACGUCCCCAAGACGCCGACUACUCCCAUGACUGCCUCCAAGAGCUCUUUUUUCCAGAACCGAUACGAUGAUUCAAUGGAAUUGCCCGCGCUGAGGAGUAGUAGCACUGUGCAUCACAGCCACCGAAAGAAUAGAUCUCCUCCCGAUGCAGGCUCGUCUGAUUCGUCAUCCAUCAUUAUUCAGGAGCCCAAUAGCAAAUACAGCAUUUCGCCUUACCUCUCCUCAUCGCUUCCCCGAGGUGGCUUCAGCUUCAGCGGCCACAAGCGAUCUAAGGCCAGUGGUGAUUAUUCCACAGUCACCGGCAAUCUUACCGAGGGCCAGAACUCCAAGAAGCCGGGCGCCAGAUCGAUUGAUACGACCAAAUAUACGCCAAAGUCCCCUGGACCAGCGCCGACUCCUGAUGAGCCCCCUACGCCUUCGUCCAUAAGCUCACUUCGACGCAAACUGAGUCUGUCGUGGAAACGCAGCGCCUCCAAGAAUCAUGGGGAUGUACAUGAUACCGGCGACAAGUCCUCAACCGAGGUAGUCCCCCGCUUGCCCAAGUCAACCACAGUAAACAACUUGUAUAAUGCCAAAACGCGAAGCCCCACGAUAUCGGCUGCUACGAGUACGACUAAUGAGCAACGAACCCGGAAGAGCUCUGCGCAAAGCCUGACAAUGCUGCCUCACUCCAAAAGUGAAUCGUGGGGCAAUCGCAAAGAUUCUGACGACUACUCCCACAUGAAGCCCAUCAGCCGAAUUGUGCACUCUACCCACAAGUCCCUGAAACCAAAGAGCUCAUCGACGACUUUGCGACAGACGGGUGCGUACAGCGCAAACGAACUUGACAAAGACGAUCUGGCAGCCAACGAGGAGAUGCGCAAGAUGGGCUCUCGACGCAAGGAGACAGAUAUUGCCGCCCGAACUCUAGAUGCACUCAAGAGAAGGGCAACCCCGAAGGAGCGUGUCGGCCCCCAGGAAGCUAUUCGCAUUGCUAUGCUCAACAUUUACGAACGAGGCGAGAUUAUUGACUAUAGCGAUGUUUACUUUUGUGGUACGCAAAGUGCUCGCAAAGUGGUGGGCGAUUUGCAGUCAGGUUCCCCCAAUUUUGGCUAUGACGAUGAACGUGGCGACUACACCAUUGUUGCUGGCGAUCACCUAGCGUAUCGCUACGAGAUUGUGGACGUCCUUGGAAAGGGUAGUUUUGGACAGGUACUUCGAUGCAUUGACCACAAGCUCGGAAAGCUGGUUGCUAUCAAGAUUAUUCGCAACAAGAAGCGCUUCCACCAGCAAGCCUUGGUGGAAGUUAAUAUUCUUCAGAAGCUUCGCGAAUGGGACCCUCAUGAUAAACAUAGUAUGGUCAGCUUUACACAGAGCUUUUACUUUCGUGGACACCUUUGCAUCUCGACCGAGCUGCUUGAUAUGAAUCUUUACGAAUUUAUCAAGGCGCACUCCUUCCGCGGGUUUUCGCUCAAGAUUAUUCGACGAUUCACGAAGCAGAUUCUCAGCUCACUGAUUCUGCUCAAACAGCGCAAGAUUAUUCACUGCGACUUGAAGCCAGAGAACAUUCUGCUGAAGCACCCUUUGCAUUCGGAGCUCAAGGUCAUCGACUUUGGCUCCAGCUGCUUCGAGAACGAAAAAGUUUAUACCUACAUCCAGUCUCGCUUCUACCGAUCCCCGGAGGUUAUUCUAGGAAUGACGUAUGGUCUGCCGAUCGACAUGUGGAGUGUUGGCUGCAUUCUCGCAGAGCUCUUUACUGGUGUGCCUAUUUUCCCCGGCGAGAACGAGCAGGAGCAGCUUGCUUGCAUCAUGGAGGUUUUUGGUCCACCUGAGAAGCAUCUGAUUGAGAAGAGUACUCGCAAGAAGCUCUUCUUUGACUCGAUGGGCAAGCCUCGUUUGACGGUUUCUUCCAAGGGUCGAAGACGACGACCGUCUUCCAAGACGUUGCAGCAGGCGAUCAAGUGCGACGAUGAAGCCUUUGUCGACUUUUUGGCUCGCUGCCUACGAUGGGACCCCGACCGCCGCUUAAAACCCGAGGAUGCAGUUCAUCAUGAGUUCAUUACAGGUCAAAAGAUGCCGCCUGCUCCUCGCAUGCCAACAAGAGAGUCGUCCCCAGUCAAACGUAACAACACCAUCACCAUGUCGAGGCCCCUACCAGAUCCCCCAAAGACGCUUGGCAUGAUGCGCACUGUGCCGAGUCCGAUCAAAGGCGCGGUUGCUUUGAACGCGGCAUCGAGACGAGCCUCUGGAGCGACUGGUGCCACGGCCGCAAGCCUUAGUCGACGGACCAGCGCAGGACCAGGCAGCGUGACAUCUUCUUCUAGUGGACUGCCCAGGAUUACGGCUCGCUCAACUAGUGGGAAGCCCGACUUGGCGGCCGCAGGUGCCUCAGCGGCGAUGAAUCGGCGAGCCUAG
This is a messenger RNA of Cordyceps fumosorosea ARSEF 2679, 4029 nucleotides long. RefSeq names its product Protein kinase-like domain protein. Gene Ontology annotation, molecular function: ATP binding; protein serine/threonine kinase activity. Gene Ontology annotation, biological process: peptidyl-threonine phosphorylation; peptidyl-serine phosphorylation. The coding region runs from base 1 to 4029 and encodes 1342 amino acids. The transcript is spliced from 2 exons. Lineage: Eukaryota; Fungi; Ascomycota; Sordariomycetes; Hypocreales; Cordycipitaceae. The record is from RefSeq and is a predicted model, not a curated record.